UAGUUGAAUAAUUGCAAUUUUAUCCACCACGCUGACCUUGAUGCAUCGCAGACGCAUCCUAUCUCUCCGCACGGCAUGUAAUCUGAAUGUAAUGUCUCUUGAACAUGAAAGACUGUAUAUUUAGUAAAUAAAUCGUUAUAUUUUUUUAUAUUUUGAAUUCAAAAUAUUAUCAUUAUUAAAAACAGAAAUGUCUGAUGAUGAUAUAGAUGUCCCUGCAAUAAAGAAACAACGGAUAUUUUACGGCAGUCUUGAAGACACAAUCAGAGAGUUAGAAAAAGAGCAUUUGAAGAAGACAGAAAAUGCAAAUAUCAAUGUUUCUGAUGGCCAAGUCCUUGAGUUAUCUGACGAUAAAAACACAGAGCGAUAUCAGCAAUUGUUGGCUGAUUUUGAGAAACGAAAGAAGGCUCGUACAGCUGUUGUUCCUACUAAUGAUGUAGAGGUAAAGGCAAGAUUACGAGAACUAGAAGAACCAAUAUGUCUGUUUGGUGAAGGUCCAGCAGAAAGACGGGAUAGAUUGAAAGCUCUAAUUGCUGAAUAUGGUGUUGAAAUUGAAAAAAGUUCAGAAGUGGAUGUCAAACCAGAUAAAAAGGAUGAUGUUGUACAAGAGGUUUGGUAUCAUGAAGGUCCACCUGAACUCAAAGUUUCAAGAAUGUGGAUUGCAAACUUUUCUUUAUCACGGGCAAACGAGAGAUUGAAGAAAGCUCGAGUGUUGCAUGCAAGACCUGAUGCAGAAAAGGCAGCUAAAACUCAAGAGCUUCAUAAGAAGUUACGAGCUUUGACCAACUCCUGUAGUCAAAUUGGUGAUGACCGUCCCUUGUCCUUUUGUCAAUUUUCCCCAAACUCGAAAAUUCUGGCAACUUGCUCAUGGAGUGGAUUAUGUAAACUGUGGUCUGUCCCUGAUUGUUCAUUGAUAAAAACAUUACGUGGACACAAUUCAAGGGUAGGAGCUAUAGUAUUUCACCCACAAGCCACCAUUUCCUUGGAAACAAAUGUACCAUCUAUGGCAUCGUGUGGUACAGACGGAGAUGUUCGUUUAUGGAAUUUGGAAUCUGAGACACCAAUAGCCAACAUAGAGGGUCAUGAUAAACGCGUUUCCAGAAUUGCUUACCAUCCAUCAGGAAGAUUUUUGGCGACGUGUUGUUUUGAUUAUUCCUGGAGACUGUGGGAUCUCAAUCAGUUAACGGAAGUUUUACAUCAGGAAGGACAUUCACGUGAAGUUUACCACAUUUCUUUCCAUCCAGAUGGAUCAUUGGCUGGAACAUGUGGUCUGGAUGCGCGUGGUUUGAUAUGGGAUCUGAGGACUGGACAAUGUGUAAUGACAUUAGAUGGUCAUCUGCAAAAAGUAUUGGCUAUUGACUUUGCUCCCAACGGAUAUCACGUAGCUACUGGUAGUGAGGAUCAAAAAGUUAUGAUAUGGGACUUACGAAAACGAAAAUCAAUUUAUACCAUUCCAGCUCAUACGAAUCUCAUAUCUUACGUGAAAUUUCAUGAUCAAUAUUUACUAACUGGAUCUUAUGAUUGUAAAGUGAAGGUAUGGACACAUCCAGGUUGGAUACCGUUAAAAACUUUGGCUGGACACGAACAAAAAGUCUCUUGUGUUGAUCUUUCUCCAGAUGGUCACUACAUAGCGUCCAGUUCAUUCGACAGAACAUUUAAAUUGUGGUCGGCGGAGUAAAAUGUUGCCGAGUGUCUUGAUCCUGCGAUCUUUGCAUACAAGUAGUGAUUAAAAUUCUCGUGAUAAUGUAUAUAUUUUAUAAUAACAGACGAUUUACUUCAUUGAA
Xenia sp. Carnegie-2017 is the source of this 1781-nucleotide messenger RNA. Its product is annotated as U4/U6 small nuclear ribonucleoprotein Prp4-like. Gene Ontology annotation, cellular component: U4/U6 x U5 tri-snRNP complex. Gene Ontology annotation, molecular function: U4 snRNA binding; U6 snRNA binding; protein binding. The coding region runs from base 188 to 1675 and encodes 495 amino acids. The transcript has 16 exons. The record is from RefSeq and is a predicted model, not a curated record. NCBI's taxonomy places the organism in Eukaryota, Metazoa, Cnidaria, Anthozoa, Malacalcyonacea, Xeniidae. Gene Ontology annotation, biological process: mRNA splicing, via spliceosome.